AUGGGCCCACUCCUUUCGACCGCAGUCAGGGCUUUCUUCCUCAAAGGUGCUGCAAAUAUCACCGCGCAGCUUGUUGCAAGAUGGCAUUCACAGGAUCCGACCCCACCGCCAUUCGAUCGACAGCGUAUUGUCGAGUUCGCUCUCUACGGUUUCUUUCAGGCCCAGCUGGGUUUCUUCUGGCACAUCUUGCUAGAGCGCCUGUUUCCUAGCCGCCGGCCCGUCGACAGCGUCUUGAAUUCGAGGCAGGGAGUCAUUUGGCGGAACAUCGUUGCCAAGCUCGUGCUGGACCAGACAGUGGGCAUGUUCUGCUUCCUGUCCAUCUUCCUGACCUGGACCAAUUUUUUCCGUGUGCAGCACCUCGCGGAGAUUGCGGUAAUCUGGAGAUCGAAAAUAUUCACCCUGAUUUACGCCAGUUGGGCUAUCUGGCCGUGGGUUAUGGUCCUCAAUUUCGUCCUCGUGCCGGUGGAGAAGCGGCAGUUGGUCUCGGUGUGCGUCGGGUUCUGCUGGAACAUUAUUCUGAGUCUUCUCACGCAUCCUGAGCCACCGCCAAAGCAUGAUUGA
This is a messenger RNA of Cryphonectria parasitica EP155, 561 nucleotides long. RefSeq lists its product as uncharacterized. Bases 1 to 561 code for a protein of 186 amino acids. The transcript has 2 exons. Lineage: Eukaryota; Fungi; Ascomycota; Sordariomycetes; Diaporthales; Cryphonectriaceae. Gene Ontology annotation, cellular component: membrane; cytoplasm. The record is from RefSeq and is a predicted model, not a curated record.